This is a messenger RNA of Pimephales promelas (fathead minnow), 2741 nucleotides long. RefSeq names its product Kruppel like factor 5a (gene klf5a). NCBI's taxonomy places the organism in Eukaryota, Metazoa, Chordata, Actinopteri, Cypriniformes, Leuciscidae. Gene Ontology annotation, biological process: regulation of transcription by RNA polymerase II. The record is from RefSeq and is a predicted model, not a curated record. Gene Ontology annotation, molecular function: RNA polymerase II cis-regulatory region sequence-specific DNA binding; DNA-binding transcription factor activity, RNA polymerase II-specific.
UCUCAGUCCCUGACAGAGUCCGACCCCGCCCUUUCAGCAAUUAUAGGCUACAUAUAUCCCGGAGCUCCAGGAACGGAGCGAGGCAAAACGGGAUAUUACUACCAAAGCGCGCGCACAUACACGCACGGGUGUCAUUCCAUGCACCAUACACUCACUUCCCCUUCCUCGACGUCUAUCAAAAUACAUUUUGCGGACGCUCUCUCCGUCACAUCCACGGGUUUAUGGCCGCUACGCUUCUAACGGUGAGCGCUGCGCUCGCACCGGGACAAGAUGACUUUCUCUCGCUUCUCAAACCCUCACUAUCCGACGGCUUUCAGGAGGACUCCUCUCUGUUUUCAUUUGAAGCCAAGAAUCCCGAUACGGAAAGGGGCUUAUCACACGACUAUUGUCAGGCUAAAUUAGAGAUGGAUAAAUAUCUGUCUCCACAACCUAUGGCGCACCCCGACUUAAAGAAGUCAAGACGAGAGAGCAUCUCUGUAAUGGACCAGUUUUUUGGAGAUGACCACUGUUCCCCCUACAGCAUCAACAUGAACGUCUUCCUGCCCGACAUUGCGUACCUAAGAACGGGCUUGUGCCGGCCAGCACGGCCUUCGGUCCCCAGCCAGGUCAAAACUGAACCGUUAGCGGCGCCUUUCGCUCAUCCAGAGUGUCCAGUGAGCGCGACCGGCCCUCCUCCAUCCACGCUACCAGAUUUCACCAGCAUCUUUAACGCAAACUCCACUUCAGGCUCUGGAAUGGACACCAUGGACGAUAACGCCGGGGUCUUUGUCAAGCAGGAGAUGCAAGGCUUUGACAUCCCUCAGGAUGGGCCACUCUUCCAGCUCCUCAACUCGGACCUUGACGUCCCCCAUCAAGCCGAUUCUCACGCUCAUUCUGUGCCCGCGCAGAUGCCUACUUUCCACGACCUGCACUUAGCGACCCAACAGACUGCUUCCAAAUCAUACUGUGGCAUGUCCUCUGCCGGGUACCAUCUCGGCCACGGCCACUUCGUCCAUCCUCAGGGCCAGGCUCACUCGCAGCUCAAAAUGCCCUAUCUUCCCCCUACGCCUCCCACUUCAGAACCUGGCAGUCCUGACAGACAGAAGGAACAGCUUCACAAUCUGACACCGCCGCCAUCUUACGCCGCCAGUAUCGCCUCCAAAAUGGCUGUCCAUGCACCCAGUCACCCAACCCACACCUCCACACGACCUUCCGCGACCAACGAGUCCAUGCCUGUCCGUUACAACCGAAGGACAAACCCAGACCUCGAGAAAAGGCGGAUACACCACUGUGAUUUUCCAGGUUGUAAGAAAGUUUACACCAAGUCGUCCCACCUGAAAGCUCACUUGAGGACACACACUGGUGAGAAGCCGUACAGGUGCACGUGGGAAGGCUGCGACUGGCGGUUCGCACGUUCCGAUGAGCUGACGCGUCACUUCAGGAAGCACACCGGAGCCAAACCCUUCCAGUGCGCCGUGUGCAGCCGCAGCUUCUCUCGCUCCGAUCAUCUCGCCCUGCAUAUGAAGAGGCACCAGAAUUAGACACAAACACACACUCGCUUAUUAUUAUGCACAUGAAGUGAUAACUGAACAACUUAUUUCUUUCUCUACGCCGCGACGAACCUUAUAACGUUUAGGGUAAACUUAUCUCUCUGACCUGUCGAGAGUGUUGAGCUGUUGACUGUAAACUGAAAACACUUUUGAUAUUGCCAUGAAAGCCAAUUUCUUGUGGUACCUUCAGAUAUAACGCCCGUUCCUUUUUCAUCUCUCUUUCGGAUGUAUAGAUCAAGUUUCCUUUAAGCGUAAUGAAACACAGGAUUCGUUCUUGUACAUCUGCAAAGCACUUAAACACAUCUCCCAUUUAAUUUGCACUUGAAUUAGACUGGAAAUAUGAAUAUAUAUGUAUGAUAAAUACUUAUAUCACUGGAAUAGUUACUGCUCAUACUGGGGUUUCAAGUACACAGCCUAUGCUGCGAUUCCCUCUUUUUCGUUGCUGAAGUAUUUAUAGCUUUGAAUGAUAAUGUGCUGCUACUGAACAGCAAUUAUUUCAUGAAUUAUUAAACAAUGGUAUAGAAAAGCAAUGAGAAGUGGAAGAGGGCUUUAGACAGCUGUGUGAUUUGUAGAGUCCCCUUUAUACACAGAAGCAUGCCGACCGUUUGUUUUCCCACUGUCAUUGAUGCAUAAGCUCAUAUGAAUGUACGAGACCACAGUGACUGUUCCUUUAAAAUAAUGCCUUUGGAUCACAUUUCAUCUUAAAGUGCCUUUUCAAUGUUUGUUUUUAUCAGCAGCACAUGCUAGGACUUCUUGUUUAUAAAAAGACAGUCAGUAAACGCAGCAGGUUGCCGUUAAUUCACUAUUACCACAAUUCGGCCACCUUUCAUAAUUUAUAGAGAGGGUUAAAGUAUCAUCUGGUUCUUUCUUGUAAAAUCAAUGUAUUUAUUGCAUUGGCUUUGUGAAGUGGAAUUUGACAAGUUUUAUGUAAUUGAAAUGCCUUAAUGUAAAUACUAUGACAUUUUAUUGUAAAUAUUAUUUUGAAUUAUUUUCUUUUUUUUUUGUCGUUGAAAAAGUAGGGCAUCAUAUUGCUCUGGUUUUGGCUGUGUGACUAUUUGUAUUUCUUUGAUUUUUUUUUAUAUUUCACUUAAUCUUAUUUUGUAGAUUAUAUUUCUAAAUUGGUUGUCCUCAUGACAAACAUUUAUGUCUACUGAUUGAAAUUAAUUCUAAUAAAAUCAACUUCAUAAUUUGUAAUGCUUUUUACAAACUGAA